ACCAAAGGCCGGUCCAGCAUGACGACCGUUCUGGAGACCCUCCCAAAUGUGGGAGAGGCGGCCAUGUUCACAGUGACUGGUUGGGUGCUUUCAGAGAAGGACCCUGACAUGGUUCCGCUGGGUUCGUACCCUGAAGAGCGCUUCGAUGAGCUGGCCCCCAAACAGAUGAUUGAACAGUUUAAGGAAGAGCUGUCCAUCCUCAGUGACGAAAUUACAACCAGAAACUCACAGCUGGAGGUCCCGUACCUGUACCUGGACCCACCUCUGAUCCAAAACAGCAUCACUAUUUAAGUCUGGUCCGCACCCCCCGA
This is a messenger RNA of Larimichthys crocea (large yellow croaker), 311 nucleotides long. Its product is annotated as arachidonate 12-lipoxygenase, 12S-type. NCBI's taxonomy places the organism in Eukaryota, Metazoa, Chordata, Actinopteri, Sciaenidae. The coding region runs from base 19 to 291 and encodes 90 amino acids. The transcript is spliced from 2 exons. Gene Ontology annotation, molecular function: metal ion binding; oxidoreductase activity, acting on single donors with incorporation of molecular oxygen, incorporation of two atoms of oxygen. The record is from RefSeq and is a predicted model, not a curated record.